Messenger RNA from Bactrocera tryoni, 1080 nucleotides. RefSeq lists its product as uncharacterized. The record is from RefSeq and is a predicted model, not a curated record. NCBI's taxonomy places the organism in Eukaryota, Metazoa, Arthropoda, Insecta, Diptera, Tephritidae. Gene Ontology annotation, biological process: positive regulation of DNA-templated transcription. The transcript has 3 exons. The coding region runs from base 118 to 945 and encodes 275 amino acids. Gene Ontology annotation, cellular component: nuclear body.
GUGACAUUUGUUUAUUUUGUUGUGUUAUGAGCGUAUUUCACAAACAUAAUUCUUUUUAACAAUAUAUUUCUAGCAAAUAUAACAAAAUUAUACAUUCUAAAACAGUUAUAGCACAAGAUGAGCAAUUGCGACCUGGAGAUAAUCGACGAGAACCAGCCACCGGCUCAAUCACAAAACACAUCAACAACUGGCGGCGAGGACACCGAAAUAGUACCAAAACAUCUUCGAUCACGAUACUGGAACAGUUGGGAGGAGAUGCGUUUGGUGGAAUUAUGGAGACUUCAUAGCAAUGAAGUGACGACCUUAAAGACAAAUAUACCUAUUUUCCGUACAAUAUCAGAGGGUAUGCGCGAAUAUGGUUUUUUUGUCAACGCACAGGAGGUGCGUCGUAAAAUAAACAGUUUCAAAAAUAAAUACAUCGCCGAACGUCGUCGUUUGGAAAUAGAAGAAAAUGAUAAACAAAGCCACUGGAGACUAUACCCACUAAUACACUGCCUAUUAGCGCCUCGCCAAAAAAACCAACUACUUACACAUCAACAACUCAUUAUAGAGCGACUAUUUGCAAAAAUACCAUUAGAAUUGCUGAACAAAGAGUUGCCUAUUACGGAAAUGCAAACCACCAAAGUAAUACAAAAGCCAGCUGCGUUUAUGGCAAAAUCCGCGGAACAGUCAGCUUUGCCGACACAGUUACGAGGUCAACCAAGAUACCAGCCAUAUGCCAGAGCAAACGGCGACACCAGCUUUUUAUUGCGACACAAUUUUACUAAGGAAAGAUUGACACAAAUACGUGUUGACAAUAGUAUACUAUCCGAUCAGCGUGAUGCAGCCUUGAAACAGCUAAAAUCUGAAGAACGGUCAUUUAUGGCGUUAGAGAGUUUCCUUAUGAAUUGGCAAAAGAAGCACGAAGUUGUUUUACAACGCUUGCAAUGUACAAAUGGAAACUGAAGAAGUGGCUGUAAUAUUACUACGAAUGUUUUUGUGUCCAUACACAUACAUAUGAUUUUGUUUUUUCAUGUUUGUUUUUAUCCAAGGUGGGCUUAAAGUUCUUUUUUUUCAAAAUAUAGUCGUCUACUUAACAUA